AUGACUCCUCCAACAACCCUCCCCACAGCUCUCCACCCGCGGGCCGCCCAUAUCACACAAUCCGUCCACGAAUACCUGGAAGGAACAUACCCCUUUUCGUCUCCAGAAACGAAGUAUGCUUUUUAUGAAAUGGACUUCCCCCGUUUUAUGGCCCUCUUAGCACCCAGUGGCCGGAUAGAGCGGCUCGAGAGCGCGGCGCUCUUUGUCUCUCUGACGGCGAUUUUAGACGAUGCAUUCAGCCAAAUGUCCAUCUCCGAGUCUAGGCAGAUCGGAGCCAAGCUACUGGAUAUCAUGCGGGGCGUUGCGCUGGCUGACGUCCUGAACCCCCUAGAAAAGAUCCUUGGCAAGGUUGUUGAGGAUAUGAACGCGCAAAGCCCUGAACUUGCCAAGGAUGUGCUUGAUGGUGCCGUUGCUUUAUUUCUUGCGCAGACGGACAAAGCACGGUUGGAAAUUACGCAAUUGGAUGAGUAUUUUGAGUUUCAGUUUAGGGAUGUGGGUGGUGAUCUGAGCGGGCCAAGUUCAACAGCCUCGAGAAAACGACGAUCCGACUUUUGA
Molecule: messenger RNA, 555 nt
Organism: Aspergillus nidulans FGSC A4
Lineage: Eukaryota; Fungi; Ascomycota; Eurotiomycetes; Eurotiales; Aspergillaceae
Exons: 3
Coding region: 1-555 (184 amino acids)
Source: RefSeq, a predicted model, not a curated record